AUGCUCACCAGUGAUUCAGCUUUGAAGCUUGGAUUUCUAGGAGAAGAGAAUAUUUGCCACACUGUACAUUUGAAUCACUUUGUAUUUGUGCAUAUAGGUAAUAGUAGUGGAGAAUUCAACCAUUUCCCAGAAGACCCAGAGUUUGCCGAAAUUAUCCAGAAGGCUGAGCAGGCGAUAGAAAAUGGCGUCUUUCCCGAACGCAUCUCACAAGGAUCCAGUGGAAGCUACUUUGUCAAGGAUCCCAAAGGGAAAAUCAUUGGGGUAUUUAAACCAAAAUCAGAGGAGCCUUACGGUCACUUAAACCCUAAAUGGACCAAAUAUUUCCAUAAAGUCUGCUGCCCAUGCUGUUUUGGCCGUGGUUGCCUCAUUCCUAACCAGGGCUACCUCUCUGAGGCAGCUGCCUCACUCGUUGACCAAAAACUGGGCUUGAGGAUUGUACCCAAAACUAAGGUUGUGAAUUUGGCCAGCGAGACUUUUCACUAUAGUGCAAUUGACCGUGCCAAAUCCCGUGGUAAGAAAUAUGCACUGGAGAAAGUCCCCAAAGUUGGACGACGGUUUCACAGAGUUGGUCUUCCUCCAAAGGUGGGCUCAUUUCAGUUAUUUGUGGAGGGCUAUCAUGAAGCAGACUACUGGCUGAGGAAGUUUGAGGCAGAACCUCUUCCAGAGAACAUGAGGAAGCAGCUUCAGUCUCAAUUUGAGAGGCUGGUGGUGCUGGAUUACGUCAUCAGAAACACAGACAGAGGGAACGAUAACUGGUUGAUCAAGUAUGAGAAGCCGGGCGAUGGAGCGCUGACAGAGAAGGAAUCUGAAUGGACUGACCCAAAAGACUCGGCCAUACAGAUUGCAGCUAUAGAUAAUGGUUUGGCCUUCCCUUUUAAACACCCCGAUGAGUGGAGAGCAUAUCCGUUCCACUGGGCAUGGUUGCCUCAGGCCAAAGUGGCCUUUUCCCAGGAAACAAGAGACCUUGUGCUCUCACGCAUUUCUGACAUGAACUUUGUACAGGACCUCUGUGAGGACCUUUAUGAGAUGUUCAAGACGGAUAAAGGGUUUGACAAAACCAUGUUUGAGAAACAGAUGUCUGUUAUGAGAGGACAGGUAAGUUUUAUGCUUCGAGAUGAUUUUACAUUGUGCAUUCUCGGCUAUUCCAGAAAUAGUGUGUUCUCACAUGCUUCAUUCUCACUAAAUGCUGGAGCUCUUCAUAAUGAAAAAUUCACAGCUAACGUAUAUUAAUACACCCAGCCGGGAUGCUAUUUUCAGCCUGUCACAGCUGAGACUUAGACCUGAAUAUAGACCUCAGGUUUGCAAUGCCAAGGAAAAGGAUUGUGCCUCUAAAAUUGUAUUUUUUUUUUAAAUU
This is a messenger RNA of Sinocyclocheilus grahami, 1354 nucleotides long. RefSeq names its product phosphatidylinositol 4-kinase type 2-beta-like. Gene Ontology annotation, biological process: Golgi organization; phosphatidylinositol phosphate biosynthetic process; endosome organization. The coding region runs from base 1 to 1230 and encodes 409 amino acids. Lineage: Eukaryota; Metazoa; Chordata; Actinopteri; Cypriniformes; Cyprinidae. Gene Ontology annotation, cellular component: endosome; trans-Golgi network; plasma membrane. The record is from RefSeq and is a predicted model, not a curated record. The transcript is spliced from 9 exons. Gene Ontology annotation, molecular function: 1-phosphatidylinositol 4-kinase activity.